AUGGAUGCUUUUGCGCCAGAAUCAGUACGAAGGUUCAUUCGGUUUCUGUACACGAAGGAUUACAAUGCGAUCGAUAUUUCCAGUGAAGGAGCACAGUCAGUAGUCAAUGCCAAUACGGACGAAAACGCGACGGCCAACGGCGGUGAGAAUGCAAACGAAAGCGCAACGACGGUCAACGACGCCAAUUCGACAGAUACUUCAUCCAAAGCUGUGAAACAUGCAUCAAAAGGCAAGGAAGUCGAGCAUCCCGAGACCGGGGACCCAGUAUUCAGGACCAUACUGGCCCAUACCCGCAUGAAUGCAAUGGGAGAUUACUACAACGUCCCAGAGCUCGUUAAGCUCGCCAACACGCGCAUCAAUGUCACUUUAUCGAGUGCUUCUCCCGAUGCCCCUUGGGUGCCAGGCCUUCCGGUAUUAGCCGAGACUGCUCUAGAGAUUGUGAACAACGAAGGCUUAUCCGAAGUCCUCACGGCUGCCGUCGCCGAAAACAUUGGCACAAUCCUCACCAUGGGAACCCUCGAAGACUCGCCGCUAAUGACACCUUUUUGUCUCGAAGUGCUAAAGAAAUGCAACGCUACAAGCCAAGCGCUUUCGGAAACGCUGUCGUACAAAGUUCGGACCCUCAACGAAGUGAAUACGAAAUACCAGAAGGCCGCCGACCAGGCCCUGCAGCAGAAAAUGGCGAUGACGACUGUGAGCAGCGUGAACAAAUGCCGAACCGUUGGUUGCAAAGGUCGAUUUGAGUGCUUUUUCGAUCAGAGUAGCGGCAGACUACGAUGCCAACACUGUAAGGCGAAGCACUAA
This is a messenger RNA of Akanthomyces muscarius, 804 nucleotides long. RefSeq lists its product as uncharacterized. The record is from RefSeq and is a predicted model, not a curated record. The transcript has a single exon. Lineage: Eukaryota; Fungi; Ascomycota; Sordariomycetes; Hypocreales; Cordycipitaceae. Bases 1 to 804 code for a protein of 267 amino acids.